This is a messenger RNA of Elephantulus edwardii (Cape elephant shrew), 5385 nucleotides long. It is a transcript of the gene LAMB2, whose product is annotated as laminin, beta 2 (laminin S). The coding region runs from base 1 to 5385 and encodes 1794 amino acids. NCBI's taxonomy places the organism in Eukaryota, Metazoa, Chordata, Mammalia, Macroscelidea, Macroscelididae. The transcript has 32 exons. Gene Ontology annotation, molecular function: integrin binding; extracellular matrix structural constituent. The record is from RefSeq and is a predicted model, not a curated record. Gene Ontology annotation, cellular component: laminin trimer. Gene Ontology annotation, biological process: basement membrane assembly; substrate adhesion-dependent cell spreading; cell migration.
AUGGAGCGGGCCUCAGGGGUACGCAGAAGGGGCCCGUGUGGAUCGCCUCUGCCCUGGGCGCUUCAACUGGGCCUGCUGAUGAGCGGGCUGGUUUGCGCCCUGGCCCAGGCCCCGGAUAUGCCAAGCUGCUCGCGGGGAAGCUGCUACCCAGCUACCGGGGACCUGCUGGUGGGCCGAGCGGAUAGACUGACUGCCUCAUCCACCUGCGGCCUGCGCAGCCCCCAGCCCUACUGCAUCGUCAGUCAUCUGCAGGAUGAGAAGAAGUGCUUCCUGUGUGACUCCCGGCGCCCCUUCUCUGCCAGAGACAACCCAAAUAGCCACCGCAUACAAAAUGUUGUCACCAGCUUUGCACCACAGCGCCGGACAGCCUGGUGGCAGUCAGAAAAUGGUGUUCCGAUGGUCACCAUCCAGCUGGACCUGGAGGCUGAGUUCCAUUUCACACACCUCAUUAUGACCUUUAAGACUUUUCGCCCUGCUGCCAUGCUGGUGGAACGCUCUGCUGACUUUGGCCGCACCUGGCAUGUAUAUCGAUACUUCUCCUAUGAUUGUGGGGCUGACUUCCCAGGGGUUCCACUGGCCCCUCCGAGACACUGGGAUGAUGUAGUCUGUGAGUCCCGCUACUCCGAGAUCGAGCCAUCCACUGAAGGCGAGGUCAUUUAUCGUGUGCUAGAUCCUGCCAUCCCCAUCCCAGACCCCUACAGCCCACGGAUCCAGAACCUGCUGAAGAUUACCAACUUAAGGGUGAACCUGACUCGCCUGCACACACUUGGAGACAACUUGCUUGACCCCCGGCGGGAAAUCCGAGAGAAGUACUAUUAUGCGCUCUAUGAGCUGGUUGUGCGUGGCAACUGCUUCUGCUAUGGACAUGCCUCACAGUGCGCACCAGCCCCAGGGGCACCAGCCCAUGCUGAGGGCAUGGUACAUGGGGCCUGUGUCUGUAAACAUAACACUCGUGGCCUCAACUGUGAGCAGUGUCAGGAUUUCUAUCAUGACCUGCCAUGGCGUCCAGCUGAGGAUGGCCACAGUCAUGCCUGCAAAAAAUGCGAAUGCCAUGGGCAUUCCCACAGCUGCCACUUUGACAUGGCCAUGUACCUGGCAUCUGGCAAUGUGAGUGGAGGUGUGUGUGAUGCAUGUCAGCACAACACAGUUGGACACCACUGUGAACUCUGCCGGCCUUUCUUCUACCGAGACCCAACCAAGGACCUCCGGGACCCAGCUGUGUGCCGCUCCUGUGAUUGUGACCCCAUGGGUACCCAAGAUGGUGGUCGCUGUGAUUCCCAUGAUGACCCUGCAUUGGGGCUAGUCGCAGGCCAGUGUCGCUGCAAAGAACAUGUGGUGGGCACUCGCUGCCAGCAGUGCCGGGAUGGCUUCUUUGGUCUCAGUGCCAGUGAUCCUCGAGGCUGCCGGCGGUGUCAGUGUGAUGGUCGGGGCACAGUAUCUGGAAGCACCCCCUGUGACCCCAGCAGUGGGACCUGUUUCUGCAAGCGUCUUGUUACUGGACGUGGCUGUGACCGCUGCCUGCCUGGUCACUGGGGUCUGAGCCAUGACCUGCUCGGCUGCCGCCCGUGUGACUGCGAUGUAGGUGGUGCCUUGGAUCCCCAAUGUGAUGCAACCACAGGUCAGUGCCGCUGUCGCCAACACAUGGUUGGAAGACGCUGUGAGCAGGUGCAGCCAGGCUACUUCCGGCCCUUCCUGGACCACCUGACUUGGGAGGCAGAAGACUCCAGAGGACAGGCACUGGAAGUGGUGGAACGCAUGGUGACUACAGGGAGCACACCGUCUUGGACAGGGCGAGGCUUCGUAAGGCUCCGGGAGAGCCAGGUGCUUGAGUUUCUGGUGACCUCUGUGCCACGGGCCAUGGACUAUGAUCUACUGGUGCGAUUGGAGCCCCAGGUCCCUGAACAGUGGACAGAGAUGGUAUUGACAGUGCAGCGCCCAGGGCCUGUGUCUGCUCACAGCCCCUGUGGGCAUGUGCUACCUGAAGAUGACCGCAUUCGAGGAACUCUCCGACCAGGCACCAGGUCCAUUGUACUUCCCAGUCCCAUCUGCCUCGAGCCUGGCAUCUCUUACACAUUGCGUCUAGAGCUGGUGCAAGGAAGGGGAGGUGCCCACUCUGGACCUGGCCUGCUCAUUGACUCGCUGGUGCUGCUGCCCCGGGUCCUGGUACUGGAGAUGUUUAGUGGAGGUGAUGCGGCAGCCUUGGAACGCCGUGCCACCUUUGAACACUACCGCUGCCAUGAGGAGGGGCUAGCACCUAGCAAGACCCCACCCUCCGAGACCUGUGCCCCUCUCCUCAUCAGCGCAUCUGUUCUGCUUUACAACGGUGCCCUUCCCUGUCAGUGUGACCCCCAGGGCUCACUGAGCUCUGAGUGCAACCCCCACGGGGGUCAGUGCCUAUGCAAACCUGGAGUUGCUGGGCGCCGCUGUGAUCGCUGCGCCCCUGGCUACUAUGGCUUUGGUCCCAUGGGCUGUCGAGCCUGCCAGUGCAGCCCUGAAGGGGCGCUCAGUGGCCUUUGUGAAGGGGCCAGUGGGCAAUGCCCAUGCCGAACUGGUGCCUUUGGGCUUCGCUGUGACCACUGCCGGCGUGGCCAGUGGGGUUUCCCUGCCUGUCGGCCAUGUGUCUGCAACGGGCGUGCAGACGACUGUGACCCCCACACAGGCGCUUGCCUGGGCUGCCGUGAUCACACGGGGGGUGAGCACUGUGAAAGGUGUAUUGCCGGCUUCUAUGGGGACCCACGGCUGCCACAUGGAGGUCAGUGUCGGCCCUGCCCCUGUCCUGAAGGCCCUGGGAGCCGGCGGCACUUUGCGACUUCUUGCCACCGAGAUGGAUACUCCCAGCAGGUUGUGUGCCGCUGCCAGGCAGGCUACACAGGGCUGCGCUGUGAUGCUUGUGCUCCUGGGCACUUUGGGGACCCAUCUAGGCCAGGAGGCCAAUGCCAGCCGUGUGAGUGCAGUGGGAACAUUGACCCCGUGGACCCUGACGCCUGUGACCCCCGCACGGGGCAAUGCCUGCGCUGCCUACACAACACAGAGGGACCACAGUGUGCCCACUGCAAGCCUGGCUUCCAUGGGCAGGCUCCCCGACAGAGCUGUCACCGCUGUACCUGCAACCAGUUGGGGACAGAUCCCCAGCAGUGCCCAUCUACCAGCUGGUGCCAUUGUGACCCAAGCAGUGGGCAGUGCCCGUGCCUCCCCAACGUUCAGGGCCUGAGCUGUGACCGCUGUGCCCCCAACUUCUGGAACCUCACCAGUGGACGUGGCUGCCAGCCUUGUGCCUGUCAUCCAAGCCGGGCCACAGGUCCCACAUGUAAUGAGUUCACAGGGCAGUGCCACUGCCGUGCUGGCUUUGGGGGGAGGACCUGCUCCGAGUGCCAGGAGCUCCACUGGGGAGACCCUGCCUUGCAGUGCCGAGCCUGUGAUUGCAACCCUCAUGGAAUAGAUUCGCCUCAAUGUCACCGAUCCACAGGCCACUGCAGUUGCCGCCCGGGUGUAUCUGGUGUGCGUUGUGACCAGUGUGCCCGUGGCUUCUCAGGUGUCUUUCCUGCUUGCCACCCCUGCCAUGCUUGUUUUGGGGACUGGGACCGUGUGGUGCAGGACUUGGCUACCCGUACUCGGCACCUGGCGCAGCGGGUGCAGGAGUUGCAACAGACAGGUGUGCUGGGAGCCUUUGAGAGCAAUUUCUUGAGCAUACAGGAGAAGCUGGACACUGUACAGGGCAUCGUGAGUGCCCGGAACACUUCCGCUGUCUCCACUGCACAGCUUGUGGAGGCCACAGAGGAGUUGAGGCAUGAGAUUGGGGAAGCCACUGAGCACCUGACUCAACUAGAGGCAAAGCUGACUGAUGUACAGGAUGGGAACUUCAAUGCCAAUCAUGCACUAAGUGGGCUGGAGCGGGAUGGACUUGCACUUAACCUCACACUACGCCAGCUUGGCCAGCAUCUGGAUCUGCUCAAGCAUUCUAACUUCCUGGGUGCCUAUGACAGCAUACGUCAUGCUCACAGGCAAUCUACAGAGGCAGAACGUCGUGCCAACACCUCAACUCUGGCAGUUCCCAGCCUUGUGAGUGACUCAGCUGCCACCCGGCACCGGACAACAGUGCUGAUGGAUGGCCAGAAGGCAAACUUCAAUCACAUACAUGCAGCCAACCAGCAGGCACUGGCCAAUCUCACUGCCCGUACCAACACCCUGAGCCUGACAGGCAUAAAUGAGCUGGUAUGUGGGGCCCCUGGGGAUGCACCCUGCUCUACAAGCCCCUGUGGGGGUGCUGGCUGUCGUGAUGAGGAUGGACAGCCCCGCUGUGGGGGCCUCAACUGCAAUGGUGCAGCAGCCGUGGCAGACCUGGCACUGGGCCGGGCCAGACAUACCCAGGCAGAGCUGCAGCGGGCCCUGUCAGAAAGUGGUGGCAUCCUGAGCCAGGUGGCUGAGACCCGUCGGCGGGCUGGCGAGGCACAACAGCGGGCCCAGGUGGUCCGAGACAAAGCUAAUGCUACCAGAGGACAGGUGGAACAGGCCAACCAAGAGUUGCGGGAACUCAUUCAGAGCGUGAAGGACUUCCUUAGCCAGGAGGGGGCUGAUCCUGAUAGCAUUGAAAUGGUGGCUACACGGGUGCUUGAGCUCUCCAUCCCAGCCUCACCUGAGCAGAUACAGAACCUGGCAGCUGAAAUUGCAGAGCGAGUCCGAAGCCUAGCUGAUGUGGAUACAAUUCUGGCACAUACUGUGGGAGAUGUGCGGCGGGCCGAGCAGCUACUACAGGAUGCACGCCGGGCACGGACCAGGGCUGAAGUUGAGAAACAGAAGGCAGAGACAGUGCAGGCGGCACUUGACGAGGCCCGGAGGGCACAGAGUGCUGCCCAAGGGGCCAUCCGGGGAGCAACAGUUGACACACGUGACACAGAAGAGACCCUACGACAGGUUCAGGAAAGGAUAGCAGGUACAGAGCAGGCACUGGGCUCUGCAGGUGAUCGGGUUCGGCAACUGGAUACUUUCCUGGAGGCUCUCAAACUGAAACGGGCAGGUAAUAGCCUUGCAGCCUCUCAAGCUGAGGAAACGGCAGGCAGUGCCCAGACUCGAGCCCAAGAGGCUGAGCAGUUGCUACAGGGCCCACUGGGUGACCAGUACCAGAGGGUGAAGUCACUGGCUGAGCUCAAGGCCCAGGGUGUGCUAGGUGCGCAGGCACGGGCAGAGCAACUGAGGGAUGAGGCUCGGAGUCUCUUGCAGGCUGCGCAGGACAAACUGCAGCGGCUGCAGGAGCUAGAGGGCACCUAUGAGGAGAAUGAGCGAGCUCUGGAAGGCAAGGCAGCCCAGCUGGACGGGCUGGAGGCCAGGAUGCGCAGCGUGCUUCAAGCCAUCAAUCUGCAGGUCCAGAUCUACAACACCUGUCAGUGA